Amaranthus tricolor (Joseph's coat) is the source of this 2438-nucleotide messenger RNA. Its product is annotated as pescadillo homolog. The record is from RefSeq and is a predicted model, not a curated record. Gene Ontology annotation, molecular function: RNA binding. Lineage: Eukaryota; Viridiplantae; Streptophyta; Magnoliopsida; Caryophyllales; Amaranthaceae. Gene Ontology annotation, biological process: ribosome biogenesis; maturation of LSU-rRNA from tricistronic rRNA transcript (SSU-rRNA, 5.8S rRNA, LSU-rRNA). The transcript has 14 exons. Bases 525 to 2270 code for a protein of 581 amino acids. Gene Ontology annotation, cellular component: nucleolus; PeBoW complex.
ACUACCUCCCUAACUCAAUUCACACUCCUCCCUUCUCCUUUCCUUCUUCCUUCUUUCUUUCCCUCCUUCCUUCCCUUCUCCCUCUACUGUGCCGCCAGGGCUGGCUGUUGUGCCGCCCCUUGUGACUGCCGGCCAGUUUCACGGCACCUCCUGCAAGAUUCCCCAACCCCUGGCGUUUGAUCUCAACCCUCACCACAGCAGCUGCGCGGCGUUUUUUCCCAACCGGCAGCCACACCACAGUGAACAGCCGUCCACCCUUCCACCACCAGAAACCACUUCACUCCCUGCGGCCAGCAACUAGCUGCUGUGACAGCAGCAGCCCUGAGCCGUGACUCCAUCCACCACCACACUAACCACUCUUCUCUCCACCCCUUUCUCUUGUUCACCUGAGUUCCCAGUUCAUAAGAGGAAAGUAGAACCUUAGUUGGGUGACUUUUGUAACAUUUAAUCGUGCAGUGAUGCUUGCAGUUUUAUUUUAGAGUUCAGGAAUCAGAAAGCAAGGUUUUCCUAUCUAGAAGACAACCAUGCCGAAACAUUACAGACCUCCGGGCAAGAAAAAGGAAGGAAACGCCGCCAAGUAUGUUACUCGUUCCCAGGCCGUCAAGCAACUUCAAGUCACUCUUCCUCUCUUCAGGAAACUAUGCAUUUGGAAGGGUAUAUAUCCUCGAGACCCUAAGAAGAAAAUCAAAGGAAAUCAUCAAACUUACUAUCAUACAAAGGAUGUAGCUUUCAUCCUUCAUGAUCCCCUUCUGAAUAAACAUCGUGAAAUCAGAGCCCAUGAGAAGAAGAUUAGAAAAGCAAGGGCUAAGAAGAAUAUGCAGCGUGCUUUUCGUCUUGAACAAAACAAACCCACUUACAAUUUAGAUAGGCAAAUCAUUGAGAGGUACCCAAGGUUUAUUGAUGCACUAGGAGAUUUGGAUGAUGCUCUUACCAUGGUUCACCUCUUUGCUGCUUUGCCAACAUUACAGAAUGAACAAAUUGAUGUAAAGCAUAUCCAUAAUUCACGUAGGUUAAGUCAUGAAUGGCAAGCAUACAUUGCUUGUACUCACAAGCUGCGCAAAACUUUCGUUUCAGUGAAAGGGAUUUAUUAUCAGGCUGAGGUGCAGGGACAAAAAAUAGUUUGGGUAGUUCCCCAUUCACUACAACAAGUCGUGACUGCUGAUGUUGAUUUUAAAGUGAUGUUAACAUUUUUGGAAUUCUAUGAGACACUUCUUGCUUUUGUGAACUUCAAACUUUACCACUCCAUAGGUGUGAAGUAUCCACCAAUUUUGGAUCCUCGCUUGGAAUCAUUAGCAGCAGAUCUAUAUGCACUCUCAAGAUACAUUGCUACUAAACCCGAGCAACAAGAGAAACAAUUACAAGGAUAUCCAGAUGAAUCAGAGCUAACGCUGGGACAACUUCAUCAUCAGCUCGCAUCCAAUGAGCCUGGAGCCUUGAUGCAUCUUGUUGAAGAAGCCGAGAUAGAGGAUGAUGGAGAUGAAGAAACAAAGGAGUGCAAAUCUCUUUUUGAGAAUGCGACAUUCUUUUUGACUAGAGAGGUUCCAAGGGAGCCGUUGCUUUUUGUCAUCUCGGCCUUUGGUGGGAAGGUUUCUUGGGAGGGAGAUGGAGCUCCAUUUGGGGAGUCUGAUCCUAGCAUUACUCAUCAGAUUGUUGAUCGGCCAACUCAGAAUCACAUGUUCCUUUCUAGAGAAUAUAUUCAGCCACAAUGGGUCUUCGAUUCCGUAAAUGCUCGCAUAAUACUACCAACUGAGGAUUAUGUAGUGGGAAGGAUUCCUCCUCCACAUUUGUCUCCCUUUGUUGAUAAUGAGGCAGAAGGGUAUAUCCCUGAUUAUGCACAAAAGAUUAAGCAACUGCAGGCUGCUGCUAGGAAACAAGUACUGCCAGUGCCUGCUGUUGGAAAUGAAGAUCAGGAUGACAUUCUGGACCCACUAUUGGAAGGCAUUGCUGAUCGUGUGGAAGCAAACAAGGCAGCUGAAAGAAAGCAAAAGAUGUUGAGUCUUGAAAGACAAUAUCACGAAGAGUUGAAAAUGGAACUUGAAGGUGUCAGCCAUUCUGGUCCCAAGCAGCCGAGUACUAAUGAAAACGUAGAGUCUCGUGAUCAAGAGCGAACUGAUGUGAUUGAUGACGAAGCCGAGGACAUGUCAAAAUCUUUAAUGUCACGCAAGAAAAGAGGGCUUUAUGAGUCGAUGGUUAUUCAUAAUCAACGCAAGAAAGCUAAGAUUGAAAAGCUGGAGUCCAGAAAAAAAAAACUUGAAAAAAACCGAAAGUGAGCAACAAAUUGAAGGAAGAGAAAUUUUGCCUAGUAGUAAUUUUGGUAUUUGUAUCUCAGAUAUCCACUUUGCUUUUUAAUUAUAAUAACAGUUAAUUUGAAAGUAUUUUUACAAAGGUUUUUGGUUGUACUUUGUUGCAUGCCGUUCUUAAUUGUAUAACUUUAGAAC